Molecule: messenger RNA, 839 nt
Organism: Branchiostoma floridae (Florida lancelet)
Lineage: Eukaryota; Metazoa; Chordata; Leptocardii; Amphioxiformes; Branchiostomatidae
Exons: 4
Coding region: 301-834 (177 amino acids)
Source: RefSeq, a predicted model, not a curated record
AUACAGGCUCCACGUUACUUACACCGACAGCUUUUCAUCCAUUGAAAAAGGAAAGUUCAAUGUCAUUCUCACCUUCUGAGGAUGGACCAAUAAGAUUGAAGAGUUAGAUGAUGGUGAGCAAACAAAGUUGUUUGCUCACCAUGGUUAGAUUUCAUCCAAAACCCCCCGUGUCCAACUGCGCAGUUGAAAAACCACUGGCAGCUCGAGCAGAGUGAGGAAAAAAGAUUCUAAAAGGCAACACAUUCAUGAGUUGGAAAGAGCGCAAACGUCUAGAGAAGACCAGUGUAAACUUCUUCCACCAUGGGCAAGCUGACGGUCGAGGCUACUGGAAAGACAGACCCAGAGGACCCGCCUCCCUAUCCUUUGGAGCCCCUCCCAACUAAGCCUGGUCUCCAGACUAACAUCGUGGUACCAGAGGCAGAGCCUGGGUACCCACCGAACAUCAACACCCGCCUUUGGAACUUUCUGUUCUGCAUUUGCACGCUGUUGGAAUGUUGGAAUGAACAGGAUAUCACCCUGGUUACCGUCUGUGUGGUGCUGGUGGCGCUGGUCAUCCUCGGCGUCAAGCUGGCCAAGAAAUGUAAGAUGGCUAGGAAACAUGGAUGCAGUGACAGUGGAGAGGAAGGGCGCAUGGAGGAUGGUGACUGCGAAGAGAUGACGGUCGAGGCUAACGGAAAGACAAGCCCAGAGGACCCUCCUCCCUAUCCUUUGGAGCCACUCCCAACUAAGCCUGGUCUCCAGACUAACAUGGUGGUACCAGAGGCAGAGCCUGGGCACCCACCGGUCAGUACUACGGAUUUAAAAUUCUUGGAUCAAGCUUUGACAGUGGAGUAACAGCU